Molecule: messenger RNA, 1052 nt
Organism: Calliphora vicina (urban bluebottle blowfly)
Lineage: Eukaryota; Metazoa; Arthropoda; Insecta; Diptera; Calliphoridae
Gene: Iyd
Product: Iodotyrosine deiodinase
Exons: 2
Coding region: 71-940 (289 amino acids)
Cellular component (GO): plasma membrane
Molecular function (GO): oxidoreductase activity
Source: RefSeq, a predicted model, not a curated record
GCGUUAUUGUAUCAGAAUAUUUUGUAUCAAACACAACAUUGCUGCGGAACAAUACAAAUUUCAAUACCUAAUGGAUUUACUCUUAUUAAUUAAAAAAUCUUUAAUAGUUCAAUAUAGUCCAUGGAUUUCUGUGUCUAUCCUAACAAUUAUUGUGAUUAACUGGUUUUAUAAAUGUAUAUUAUUUAAAUUUUGGCCACUUAGAAAAUCAUUUGAUAAUCAUGUAAUAGAAAAUAUAAAUAAAGUAGAAGAAAUUGAAAACGAUGAAUGUACACCAGCAUUGGAAGAACAUGAGCAUAUACUAUAUGAAGGAGCUACAAUAAAACUGCCUGGUGGUGCACAACAAUUUUAUGAAAUGGUUGAAAAUAGGCGAAGUGUCCGUGCCUUUAAAUCGCACCCAAUACCUUCCAUACAUUUAAUAAAAACCUGCAUACGAGCAGCGGGAACAUCGCCAAGUGGUGCUCACACUGAACCCUGGACCUUUUGUGUUGUAGCCAAUAGGGACUUAAAACAACGUAUACGUGAGAUAAUCGAAUUCGAAGAAGAACUAAACUAUAAACAACGAAUGAGUCGUCAAUGGACAACAGAUUUACGUCCAUUAAAAACAGAUCAUGUUAAACCCUAUUUAACGGAUGCUCCUUAUCUUAUAGUGAUCUUUAAACAGAUUUAUGGUUUUACAAAGUCGGGCAAACGCAAACAGCAUUAUUACAAUGAAAUUUCCGUGUCUAUAGCAACAGGAAUUCUACUCUGUGCACUACAGGCUUCUGGUCUAAGUUCACUUGUCACAACUCCGUUAAAUUGCGGAUCUUUUUUGAGAGACCUAUUAAAUAGACCAUCCCAUGAAAAAUUACUUGUGCUUUUACCAGUAGGUUACCCAGCAGAUGAUUGUAAAGUGCCAGAUUUGCAUCGAAAGGAUUUAAAUGAUAUUAUGCUAAUGUAUUAAUUAAUAAUUAAAAUAUCACUCUUUACUGUAAAUCAAAAGAAGAGUCCAUAUUUAAUAAUCCAUUGAUGCUAAAUAAAUAUUGUAGUUGUGGCCAUUUGAAAAAUUAUACAAA